AAGUUUGUAAAUAUCGCUUUUCUUGUGAUAAUAACCCGUUAUCAAAACUAUAUAAAUAAUUUCGUCUGACACGGUCUCCAAUAAUAGUCAACGAUGAUUGCUGCUGUACUGGUCCUCUUUGCUGUCAUAUCGCAGAUUGACGGUAGCUGCAUGAACGUUUUGAAUGAAGAGGAAGAAGCCUGCGCUGCACCAUUAGAAUUGGAUGCACCGUCGGUUUACCAGUUUUAUACACGUGAUUCGAACAAUCCAAAGUUCGGGGAAUAUUUGGCAUGCGUUUGGGCUAAGUGGAAUUGGUUAGCUGGCGACGGAAGUAUACGUUUUUCUACAAUUAGGGAGUCGAGUAGCUUGGCAUGGAGAAUUUCGCGAAUGUGUGUUGACGACGGUUUUGUGAUUAAGAGGAGGCGAGAUGACUUCAAGAGAUCGGUUACUUACUGCGAGGAGCAUAUGCCAGAAAUUACAAGUCCACUAGCAGUUAGAAAAUGUAUUUCUGAAAAUUUUAAACCAACUUGAAAUAAAUGAUUAUUAUGACUCUAUCCAGAAA
Photinus pyralis (common eastern firefly) is the source of this 541-nucleotide messenger RNA. RefSeq lists its product as uncharacterized. The transcript has 2 exons. Bases 94 to 510 code for a protein of 138 amino acids. Lineage: Eukaryota; Metazoa; Arthropoda; Insecta; Coleoptera; Lampyridae. Gene Ontology annotation, molecular function: odorant binding. The record is from RefSeq and is a predicted model, not a curated record.